AAUAAACUAAAACUGAACUGUUGAUGACUGGUAUAGACUCCGAAGUCUAUAGGAAAUAAGAUAAACCGCAUGGAGGUCCCUGGCCACUGACCAUCAAACAAAGUAGCCGUUAGUAAAGAAAGGCAACGAUGAUGGCGAUGGUGAAUCUUUCUCUUCCCGCUCCCGCCAAAUCUCCAUCCCGUCCACCGCCAAAACUCUCAUCACAGUCGUCAGUACCACUGUCCGUCAACCGUUCCGUCAACUUCGAACCUCUUAGGCACCGUCUCAUCAAACACCUCGAUGCAGGCCACCUCCACAAAGCCAUAUCCACUCUCGAUGUCAUGGCCAGUCAUAACGCCCACCAGGACCUCGUCACCUACUCGUUGCUCCUCAAGGCUUGCAUCAGGUCACGUGACUUCCAGCUCGGUAAACUCGUUCACUGCCACUUGACUGAGUCUAAACUCGAGCUUGACUCCGUCCUUUUCAACUCCCUCAUCAGUUUGUAUUCAAAGGCCGGUGAUUGGACCAAAGCCCGUGAAAUAUUCGAAAGUAUGGGAAACAAACGGGAUUUAGUUUCAUGGAGUGCAAUGAUUUCUUGUUUCGCUAACAAUAAGAUGAGUUUUGAAGCGAUUUUGACGUUUCUUUAUAUGCUUGAUAAUGGGUUUUUGCCAAAUGAGUAUUGCUUCACGGCUGUCAUUCGGGCUUGUUCGACAUCCGAGUUUUUUCCAAUUGGGGAAAUAAUUUUAGGGUUUUUAGUGAAAACUGGCUAUCUUGACUUUGAUACGAAUGUUGGGUGUGCUUUAAUUGAUAUGUUUGUUAAAGGGAAUAGUGAUUUGGAGUCAGCUUUUAAAGUGUUUGAUAAAAUGCCUGACAGAAAUGUUGUUGCUUGGACAUUGAUGAUAACUAGAUGUACGCAGUUAAGUUACCCAAGUGGUGCUAUUGAAUUGUUCGUUGAUAUGGUUCUAGGUGGCUAUAUGCCUGAUCGGUUUACACUAAGUGGCAUCAUUUCAGCUUGUACGGAGCUAGAAUCGGAAUCAUUGUCUCUUGGCAAACAAUUGCAUUCUUGGGUUAUACGGUCUGGAUUCGCAUCGGAUGUUUGCAUUGGUUGUAGUUUAGUGGACAUGUAUGCUAAGUGUACAAUAGAUGGAUCUUUGGAUGAUUCUAGGAGGGUGUUUGAUAGAAUGGAAAAUCAUAACGUAAUGUCGUGGACUGCGAUUAUAACAGGGUACGUACAAUGCGGAGGUCGUGAUAUGGAAGCCAUUGAGCUUUUUUGCAAAAUGAUUGAAGGUCCUGUUCCACCUAAUCAUUUCACAUUUUCUAGUGUUCUCAAGGCGUGCGGAAAUCUUUCCGAUUCACGCGCAGGUGAACAAUUUUAUGCUCAUGCAGUAAAACAUGGUUUUGCUUCAGAUGAUUAUGUGGGAAACUCUCUUAUAAGCAUGUAUGCGAAAUCCGGAAGAAUGGACGAUGCUCAAAAAGCUUUUGAAUCUCUAUUCGAGAAGAAUUUAGAUUCUUACAACACUGUUGUCGAUGCUUAUGCUAAGAACCUGGAUUCUGAAGGAGCUUUCGAGCUUUUUCAUGAAAUCUCGGAUUUUGGAGUUGAGGUUAAUGCCUUCACCUUUACGAGUUUACUGAGUGGAGCUUCAAGUAUUGGUGCAAUUGGCAAGGGCGAGCAAAUCCAUGCUCGGUUACUUAAAUCCGGGUUUCAGUCAAACCAAUGCAUUUGUAAUGCGUUGAUAUCGAUGUACGCUAGAUGUGGACACAUAGAAGCUGCUUUUCAAGUUUUCAACGAGAUGGGUGAUCGAAAUGUUAUAACUUGGACCUCUAUGAUCACGGGUUUUGCAAAACAUGGAUUUGCUGCUAGAGCUUUAGAAAUAUUCCAUGAAAUGCUCAAGGCAGGGAUUAGGCCAAACGAGAUCACUUAUAUUGCUGUUUUAUCGGCAUGUAGUCACGCAGGCUUGGUUUCGGAGGGAUGGGAAAUUUUCAAGUCAAUGCACAAAGAACAUGGAAUUGCCCCAAGAAUGGAACAUUAUGCAUGUAUGGUUGAUUUGCUGGGGCGAUCAGGAUUGCUCAGGGAAGCCAUCGAGUUUAUAAACAAGAUGCCCUGCACACCAGAUGCCUUGGUCUGGCGUACAUUUCUUGGAGCUUGCCGAGUCCACCAUGACAAAGAGCUCGGGGAACACUCUGCAAAGAUGAUACUUCAACAGGGUCCCCAUGAUACCGCUGCCCAUAUCUUACUAUCGAAUUUGUAUGCCUCUUCGGGUCAAUGGGAAGAUGUGGCUCGGAUUAGGAAAAAUAUGAAAGAAAGAAAUCUUAUCAAGGAAGCUGGUUGUAGUUGGAUAGAGGUGGACAACAAAAUACACAGGUUCCAUGUGGCUGAUACUUCACACCCACAAGUGCAGGAGAUUUAUGACAAAUUAGAUGAAAUGGCUUUAAAAAUAAAGGGAUUGGGGUACGUCCCCAAUACCGAUUUUGUACUUCACGAACUCGAGGAGGAACAGAAGGAGCAAUUCGUUUUCCAACACAGUGAGAAAAUUGCCGUUGCAUUCGGACUUAUAACCACAUCGAGACCAAAACCGAUUCGGGUUUUCAAGAAUCUCCGUGUUUGCGGGGACUGCCAUACUGCGAUCAAAUACAUAUCGAUGGCCACGGGGAGAGAAAUCGUUUUAAGAGAUUCAAACCGGUUUCAUCAUAUCAAGAAUGGAACCUGCUCUUGCAAUGAUUACUGGUAGAAGGAAAUUAUUUCACCGAGUUCGUCUUGGUCUGAGCUCGUAUUUAUCGGACGUCACAACCGUCCUUUAGCUGUCUCCGUGAUGCACUCGUGUGGACGGAAUAAUUUGAUCCUUGUCUGGCCAGUUUAUCUUUUAUCUCAUUCUUUUUGGCCAUUGAAAUUGAGGCAUGUAUAUCACCACUGCUAACUGUUCUUCCCUGCUUGUUUAUAUAUACAAUUUUAUAAUCAUA
Molecule: messenger RNA, 2937 nt
Organism: Gossypium raimondii (Peruvian cotton)
Lineage: Eukaryota; Viridiplantae; Streptophyta; Magnoliopsida; Malvales; Malvaceae
Product: pentatricopeptide repeat-containing protein At3g49170, chloroplastic
Exons: 1
Coding region: 129-2708 (859 amino acids)
Biological process (GO): RNA modification
Molecular function (GO): RNA binding; zinc ion binding; protein binding
Source: RefSeq, a predicted model, not a curated record